Molecule: messenger RNA, 2483 nt
Organism: Chrysoperla carnea
Lineage: Eukaryota; Metazoa; Arthropoda; Insecta; Neuroptera; Chrysopidae
Gene: Picot
Product: putative inorganic phosphate cotransporter
Exons: 8
Coding region: 67-1650 (527 amino acids)
Biological process (GO): transmembrane transport; monoatomic anion transport
Molecular function (GO): transmembrane transporter activity
Source: RefSeq, a predicted model, not a curated record
UAUUUUUAUUUAAUUUUUUUGAUCUAUUUAUUUAUUAUUAUACGCGAAAUAUAAAUUUAAAAAAAAAUGAGUGGAACACGAAAGGGUGAAAAUCGCGCCAAAAAUGGUCAUAUAUUAGUAUGGGAUCAACCUGGCAUACAAGAGCCUGAAUACCUUACGAAAAAGAAAAAAGGGAAUUUGGGCACUCGGCAUUUUGUAACAUUUAUGUUAUUUUUGGGAAUGGCGAAUGCAUACAUCAUGCGAACAAAUAUGUCCGUUGCAAUCGUUGCAAUGGUCAAUCACACAGCGCUUCCAAAACAACACGAAGAAAUAGGCAAUGAAUGUGGUCGCACAAAUGAAACGUCAACAAAUGAUCCAAGCGCUGACGGUGAAUAUGUUUGGGAUACAACACUUCAAGGCUACAUUUUAAGUUCAUUCUUUUAUGGAUAUGUGAUUACACAAAUACCUUUUGGUAUUUUAGCAAAACAAUAUGGUUCUAAACAUUUUCUGGGCUAUGGAAUGUUGAUCAAUUCGGUUUUCUCAUUUUUUGUCCCAUACUCCGCAAAUAUGGGCGUAUUUUGGCUGUGCGUUUGUAGAUUUAUUCAAGGACUCGGCGAAGGUCCAGUUGUACCAUGUACGCAUGCGUUAUUAGCAAAAUGGGUACCACCUGAUGAACGGAGUCGACUGGGUGCAUUCGUAUAUGCAGGUGCUCAGUUUGGAACAAUUAUAUCAAUGCCAUUGUCAGGAUUAUUAUCAAAAUAUGGUUUUGCCGGAGGCUGGCCCUCAAUAUUUUUUGUAUUUGGUAUUGUUGGUGUCAUUUGGUCGUUAGCUUUUAUAUUUUAUGUAUCAGAGGAUCCAGACCAUCACAAAAGUAUCUCACCAGAGGAGAAAAAACAUAUUCAGCUGGCUUUAUGGGGUGACGGUGGUCAAGGAGAGUAUGAAAAAACACCUCCAAUUCCAUGGAGAAAAAUAUUUGGAUCCCUGCCAUUUUGGGCUAUUUUAUUAGCACAUAUUGGUCAAAAUUAUGGUUAUGAAACUUUAAUGACAGAGUUACCAACAUUUAUGAAACAAAUAUUACAUUUUCGAAUUGAAUCGAAUGGAUUCUUGUCUGCACUGCCCUAUUUAGCCAUGUGGAUAUUUUCAAUUGUAUUUAGUAAUAUCGCAGAUUGGAUUGUUGUCAAUAAGCAUGGUACAAUUCGUACAGUUAGAACAAUAAUGAACAGUAUUGGUGAAUUCAGUCCUGCUCUUGCCUUAGUUGCCGCAUCAUAUACUGGAUGUAAUCCAGUGUUAACUGUGGCAUUAUUAACGAUGGGUAUUGGUUUCAAUGGAGGUGUUUACUCUGGUUUUAAAAUUAAUCAUUUAGAUAUAUCACCACGCUUUGCUGGUAUUUUAAUGUCAAUUACGAAUUGUAUGUCAAAUUUAGUUGGUAUUUGUGCGCCAAUUAUUGCCGGUUAUUUAAUAAAAGGCAAACCCACUCAAGCACAAUGGCAAAAAGUAUUCUUCUUAGCAGCGAUUGUAUAUACAGUGUGCGCUAUAUUCUAUGCAUUAUUCUGUUCGGGUACACGACAAGAAUGGGAUAAUCCACCACCAGAUGAUCCACGAUCUGAUGAAGAAAAUCAAGUAAGACAGCAAAAGAAAAAGAACAGCAUAGUACAACAAACAUCUACAUAACACGUUAUCAUCAUCAUCAAUCAUCAUUCCAUAAAUAUUAAUUAUUAUUAAUUAAUUAAUUAAUUAUUAUAUUAUUUGUUUUUAAAUGCAAAAUAAAAAUAUUAUAAAUAAUAUAGCAAAAAGACUACGCGUAGUAACCAAAGGAUUCAAAUACAAAAUAAACGUGUUGCAAUUUAUUAUUAUAUUACGCAACGUCCAUGGAUGCAUUGAACAGAAAAAGAGAAUAAGGAAGGUCGCAGCAUGAUUGUCAUUUUUUAUCUUCUAUAAUGAUCAAAAGUUGCGUAUUUGAAACUAUAGAAAAAUAAUUGUAAAAAAAUUCAAUAAUUUCAUUAUAAAAUGUCAAAUAAUGGUGUGGAUUAUAAAUAGAUAGAGCGUAAAAGACUUUUAGAUUUCAGUAAAAAUUACAAACUUUCAUAUUCAUGGAUUAUACAUUUACUAGCCAUAAUCUGUGAUAGUAUUCUUGUUUUACUUAUCGUACUGAGGAAAAAUCAUAUUUUUUUAUAAUAAAUCAAUAUUCCAGUACAUAUCAACGUUAUACGGCUUUUCAUUUUAAAACCACAAUUCACUUUUGUUUCGGACUAAAUGAUUUAUAAAUAAUGUGAUAAAAUGAAUUUAAAAAAAUCUUCUAUUUUAGCCCAACUUAUUGGAAAUCGGUUGCGCUUAUGAGUUGAUAGAAAGGUCUAUUAUUUAUAAUCGCCAUCCUGGAUCUCAAUAGAAAAAUCGGUUGAUAUGAUGGACCUUCCUAUAUUUUUCUCUGUUCAGUACAUCUAAAGACCUUGUAUCUUGUAUCUUAAAUAUUAUUAUAAUUAUUUAAAAAAAUGAAAAAAUAAUUG